AAUGCCCGCUCACGAAACACCAAAGCUCGGCUCACUUCCUCCUUCCCGAAGCGCUCGGUCAAAGUGCUGGACAGCACGCGACGCCUACUUUGCAUGUCUGGACUCUCAUAACCUCUGGCUUCAAGGUCUGGGGCCGAGGACCCACGAAGAGAUCAUUGCUGUUGACCCACAACGACUGGUUGUGAGUUCAGAGAGUGACAAGUCUUUGACAAAGGAGGAGAGGAAGAGACUAUUCGCCUGUCGGGAUAUGAAGGAGAUGUUUGACAGGGAGUGCUUACCAUCUUGGGUAAAUCACUUUGGUCUAUUACGAGUAAAAGACCUUCAAACGGAAUACUUGAAAAAGAAGGUGGAUAAGGAUGAAAGAGAGCGAGAAACAUCAGAUGAUGCUUUUUGGGAAAAAGUAUCGGCGAAGCCUCGGCAAACAUAAGACUUUUUAUUUAAUUAUUAUCUGAGUUCUGCAUUGCAUCAAAUGUUGAGACUGCUUCAUCAUUCUUCUACUCAUUAUGGCUCAUUGUUGCAAAGAUCCUGGAAUGUGCAAUCAAACAAGUCUUACCACCAAUCCGAGAUUCGUCCAAGGAACAAAUUCAAUGGACAUAAAUCCAGCUCCGUUAGCAUUAGAUUACGAUUUCCUUACGGCUAUAUUCACAGCAACUUGGCCAAAGUGUAUGGACCGGACGUUGAGGUCCUUUGUGGGACGGAACUGUCAAAAUAAUCUUUUCGACUUUCCUCUGUGGGUUUGCUCUGUCGGUUGAGGUGUCCUAGUUGUCGAGAGUAAGCACAAGGCUGAUGGACAGCUUCGAGUGGGGUCAAUGGGUCGUCACUUGGCAAAGUCCAGGAAGCUUCACUUGACUUGUAGGUCAGCACUAGUCAGUAUGAAGAUUGAAGAUAAAGAUCUACUCGCAAUGUUAUGUUAUCUGCAGAAUCAAGUACACUGCCUAGUGCACUUUCUAAGCUGAUCAUACGCGGUACACAUGAAGAGCUUUCAAUUUGAAUUCGGCUUGCUCUUCUGUCUCUUCUUUCGCUUCUUCCUCUCAGGGUCUACUGCAGGCCGCGAAGAUUCCGUUCCUUUCUUAGCUCCCACCUCCGCCAGUCUAACUUCGGCAUUAGAGAU
Spizellomyces punctatus DAOM BR117 is the source of this 1111-nucleotide messenger RNA. RefSeq lists its product as uncharacterized. The record is from RefSeq and is a predicted model, not a curated record. The transcript has 3 exons. Gene Ontology annotation, cellular component: mitochondrion; respiratory chain complex IV. The annotation marks the transcript as partial. NCBI's taxonomy places the organism in Eukaryota, Fungi, Chytridiomycota, Chytridiomycetes, Spizellomycetales, Spizellomycetaceae.